This is a messenger RNA of Aureobasidium subglaciale EXF-2481, 2478 nucleotides long. RefSeq lists its product as uncharacterized. The coding region runs from base 1 to 2478 and encodes 825 amino acids. Gene Ontology annotation, biological process: regulation of MAPK cascade; protein phosphorylation; intracellular signal transduction. Gene Ontology annotation, cellular component: cytoplasm. Gene Ontology annotation, molecular function: protein serine/threonine kinase activity; ATP binding. Lineage: Eukaryota; Fungi; Ascomycota; Dothideomycetes; Dothideales; Saccotheciaceae. The record is from RefSeq and is a predicted model, not a curated record. The transcript is spliced from 5 exons.
AUGGCCGACCCUUCCGCACAACCUCAGAGUCAGCAACUCUUGAGGAAACACUCGUUGCAGUAUUCGUCGUCUUCGCUUGCCCACCAAUCAUCCCAAGGCCCGCCCAAGCUACGCAGAAGCGCCUCGGCUGCCGUCCGCUCCCAGUACAACACGUCGUCGCACACGACCAAUCAAUCCCGCCGACCGACCAAUCCCAGUCUUGCGCGCGACCUGUCCGAGCCUGAGCUGCGUUCCCACAACGGCCUUUCUUACAACCAUCUCGCAAACCUCGACGAACACGCUGCCGACGAGAACCCCCAGCUGCGCGUCGUACCGCCGGACGGUGCAGCUCGCCCGGAUUCCAUCUCGCUCUUCAGCGCUGCCUCGCACUCGCACGACAACUCCCCAUCUCCCUCUCCCGUCGGCUUGUCUGCACCCCACUCUGCAAACGCCCAGGCCCUCUCCAACCAGCCCAAACGCCCUUCCAUCUCUCUCAGGUCGCAGACGGCCGGCUCGCGCUUCAACUCGCUGCGUCACUCGACUAGCUUCCGCCUCACUCGCAACAACUCAUCCGCCGGUCCCAUGGACAGUCUGUCACCCCGUCCGGAGGGUUCGAAACGUCUUAGUGAUGAACUGAAAGCAAAGAAGAAGAGCAGCUUCAGCAUAUCUAGCUUGUUCAAGUCUCCCGGCCGCCCGACCAUCUCAGCUCCCGAAAACCCCGUUCACAUCACUCAUGUCGGCGUGGACAACCGCACCGGCGAAUUUACCGGUCUUCCUCGUGAAUGGCAGAACAUCCUGGCAAGUGCUGGCAUCUCGGAGCAAGAACAAAAGCGAGACCCCAAGGCCAUCGUGGACAUCGUGACCUUUUACAAAGAGAAUGCAGAGAAAAACCCCGAAGAUGGCAUUUGGCAGAAGUUCGGCCAGGCUCAUGCGCGCGACACACCACAGCACAUGUCUCCUCCAAGCGGCCUCACAUCACCCAUGGUAACUCCCAGCUCUGGCUUUUCAUCAAUGGUCAGCCCUCCUCAAAGCCCACGAUUCCCACCCAACAACGAGGAUAGCUUCGAGAAUCCUAGAGCUGCUCCUCCUGUUCCCCGUAACGUUGGACUGGGCCUUGGUCCCAUGUCGCCUACAAUGCCCAGCAGCAAUACAAUUCCUCUGCGUGCGGCUCCUCGUCCUCCUGGUGCAAACGCAACUGGCUCUGGUAUGACUCCUGCUCGCGCAGCCCCUGCGAUUCCCACGUCUCCUCAACAACAGAAACCCCAAGACGAACACCCUGCCGUCCAAUACGCACCCUCUACUAUCAACGAGGUUUCACAGCCUGCUGCUUCUCGUUCACGGUCAAAUACCGCGACUCAAGCACUAGCCGUUGCCUCACCAUAUGCCUACCAACAGCAACAGCAACAAGCCAUGGCUGCGGCUCAGGUAGCACUUCAACAGUCAAAUAUCGAACGCAAACAAAGUCAACGUACCCCUCAACCACAGCACGUUCAAGUUCCAAGCGCCCAAGCUGUCCCUGCACCCGGCCAGGAGUCUCGCGUCGGGCCUGUUCCAAGACCAAGACAACGCCCUCAACGUCAAAGCCAGCAGCAGAACAGCGAAAUUAUCCAGAAGCUGAAUGCAAUCUGCACACCCGCGGAUCCCACAAAGAAGUACCGUAAUCUCAACAAGAUUGGGCAAGGUGCUUCCGGUGGUGUCUUUACUGCAUACGAGGUAGGCACCAACAAGUGCGUUGCCAUUAAGCAAAUGAAUCUGGAACAACAACCUAAGAAGGACCUGAUCAUCAAUGAGAUUUUGGUUAUGAAGGACAGCAAGCACAAGAACAUUGUAAACUUCAUGGACAGUUAUCUGGUCAAGGGAGACUUGUGGGUCGUCAUGGAAUACAUGGAGGGUGGUAGUCUGACAGACGUGGUCACAUUCAACAUGAUGUCCGAGCCUCAGAUUGCGGCCGUGUGCCGUGAGACGCUGCAUGGUCUGCAAUUCCUCCACUCCAAGGGAGUCAUUCAUCGAGACAUCAAAUCAGAUAAUGUUUUGUUGUCUCUCGAAGGAAACAUCAAACUCACCGACUUUGGUUUCUGUGCACAAAUCAACGAGUCCCAACACAAGCGUACGACCAUGGUCGGAACGCCGUACUGGAUGGCUCCGGAAGUCGUAACACGAAAGGAGUACGGUCGCAAGAUCGAUAUCUGGUCACUCGGAAUCAUGGCUAUCGAGAUGAUUGAGGGCGAACCUCCUUACCUCAACGAGUCACCGCUGAGAGCCCUAUAUUUGAUUGCGACUAACGGCACACCUCAAAUCAAGGCCGAAGAGGAAUUGACACCCAUCUUCCGCGACUUCCUCGCAUUUGCCCUCAAGGUUGACCCUGACAAGAGAGCUAGUGCGCACGACUUGCUAAUGCAUCAAUUCAUCCAAACGGCAGAGCCGCUGGCAACACUUUCACCACUUGUGCGAUCAGCACGUCAAGCGAGAGCAGAGGAACGCAAGAACAAAGGCAUUUGA